GCUGAGCUGCCCGUUCUGGCGAGCGGAGGGGGCGCCGGCGCGCGUCCCUGCCGCCGCGCUCCCCGCGACGUUUUCGGCGGGGGUAGAGAACUGCUGUGACUUUUGAGGUCCUGCUCCUCCUUCCGGCCGGCCUCGCGACGCGCCAGCUCGGAGCGAGGCCAGUGUGACCGGCAGGCCCCGAAGGCUCACUGCGUGAGGUUGGGGCUUGGAACGCGUCCGGGCGCCCGCGGCGCUGUGCGCGCUGGUGAGUUUGGUGGCGGGGUGGGGUAUCCCCGGCGCGAGGGGCGGAGAGGACGUCGCGCUCUGCCCCUUGGUCCGCCCCCUAGUGCUGCCCCCACUUUGAGAGUAAUUGAGACUUGAGCGUGACUGCGGAGCCGCGAGGAUGCGGGCUCCGGGCGCGGGCUUUCCCUCUGCCCGGCGUGAUGGAGCGGGUCGCUGAGCGGAACAAAGGCGCCCGCCCCGGGGAGCGGGUCCUGGGCUGAAGACCGCGGGCCGCGCGCCGCGACGGCCGCCUGCGGACGAGGGUGGUGGCCGUGUGGCCCGAGGCGCGGCGCGCUCCCCCGCGGGCGGGCGGCAAACCCUGAGCCCGGCACCUGCGCGCCACUCCCGGGCUUCGCUCCCGGCGGCCCGAGGAACAGCCGCGAGCCACUUGCUGGUGCCGCGGAGAGACCCACGGCCCCCGGCCCUUCGCCGAGAAGCCGAGGCGCCCGGAAGGGGCCGCGAGCCGUGAACUGAGCAGGCGUCUCCGGGAGCACUUCUGCACACCGAGGGCUUCCAUGGGAGCGAUUUCGCUCUCCCCCUGACCGCCCGGUCCUCCCAACCGUCUCCGCUGCCGGAGCAUCCGCGCUGUGGGGCCGGGAGCCGCGGGGCUCCCCGCCGGCAGUCGGGAGUGUGAGGCUCGCACGGCUCCCCGGCAGCUCCGCGCCUCGCGGGAGCCCGAGGGGGCGCGGGUCCGGGGCGCGGGCCGGCCGGGCGUGUUUGAUGGCUUCACUGAGAAGAGUCAAAGUGCUGCUGGUGUUGAACUUGAUCGCGGUGGCCGGCUUCGUGCUCUUCCUGGCCAAGUGCCGGCCCAUCGCGGUGCGCAGCGGAGACGCCUUCCACGAGAUCCGGCCGCGCGCCGAGGCGGCCAACCUUAGCGCGCACAGCGCCAGCCCCAUCCAGGAUGCGGUCUUGAAGCGCCUCUCGCUGCUCGAGGACAUCGUCUACCGGCAACUGAAUGGCUUAUCCAAAUCCCUUGGGCUCAUCGAAGGUUAUGGUGGACGGGGCAAAGGGGGCCUUCCCGCUACCCUUUCCCCGGCCGAAGAAGAAAAAGCCAAGGGACCCCAUGAGAAGUAUGGCUACAAUUCCUACCUCAGUGAAAAAAAUUUCACUGAUCGUUCCAUUCCGGAUUAUCGUCCCACCAAGUAA
Molecule: messenger RNA, 1407 nt
Organism: Lynx canadensis (Canada lynx)
Lineage: Eukaryota; Metazoa; Chordata; Mammalia; Carnivora; Felidae
Product: polypeptide N-acetylgalactosaminyltransferase 17-like
Exons: 2
Coding region: 982-1407 (141 amino acids)
Source: RefSeq, a predicted model, not a curated record